Brassica rapa (field mustard) is the source of this 1479-nucleotide messenger RNA. Its product is annotated as monooxygenase 2. Gene Ontology annotation, molecular function: FAD binding. NCBI's taxonomy places the organism in Eukaryota, Viridiplantae, Streptophyta, Magnoliopsida, Brassicales, Brassicaceae. The record is from RefSeq and is a predicted model, not a curated record.
AAUUGAAUAAACAUUAUCUACUUGUCUUCACCUGGCAAAAAAAAUCUCAAGCGAAGAGGCCAUGGCAACGUCUCUUCUGCUUCCGAUCUAUCCUCAGUCACCUCGCCGAUCUUUAGCAAGAAGCUAUAGAUGGUAUCCGGUUCGAACCGGUUCAAAACCGGUUAGUUUAACCGUGACCAAAGCUCAAACAAGCGGUGGUGAUGGAGAGGAAAGCAUAGUGAUUGUCGGCGCCGGUAUUGGCGGUCUCGCAACCGCCGUUUCUCUUCACCGUCUUGGAGUCCGGUCCGUGGUGCUGGAGCAAGCAGAGUCGCUUCGAACCGGAGGAACCUCGUUGACGCUAUUCAAGAACGGGUGGCGUGUUCUUGACGCUAUCUCCGUAGGACCUCAGCUCCGGACGCAGUUCCUAGAAAUCGAAGGGAUGGUAGUGAAGAACGGAGAUGGAAAAGAGCUUCGUUCUUUCACAUUUAAAGAUGAAGAUCAAAGCCAAGAAGUCCGGGCGGUGGAGAGGAGAGUACUCUUGGAAACACUAGCUAACCAGCUGCCUCCAGAAACCAUUAAGUUUUCUUCAAAACUGAAAACAAUACAAAGCAAUGCCAAUGGUGACACUCAACUUGAACUCGAAGACGGAAGCAAACUGCUUGCAAAGAUUGUUAUUGGCUGUGACGGUAUCCGGUCUAAAGUAGCGACUUGGAUGGGGUUCAGUGAGCCGAGAUACGUUGGUCAUUGCGCCUUCCGAGGACUUGGUUUCUAUCCAGAAGGACAGCCAUUUCAAAACAAGGUGAACUACAUAUACGGAAGAGGGAUCCGAGCUGGAUAUGUACCUGUCUCUCCAACAAAGGUCUACUGGUUCAUCUGUUUCAACAGCCCAUCUCUAGGGCCGAAGAUAACUGAUCCAGCUAUCCUCAAAAGAGAAGCCAAAGAACUGGUUAGCACCUGGCCUAAAGAUCUGCAGGACCUCAUUGACCUAACACCUGAUGAAACAAUCAGCAGGACUCCUCUUGUAGACAGGUGGCUAUGGCCUGGCGUUGCUCCUACAGCAUCGAAAGGCAGAGUGGUUCUUGUUGGAGAUGCUUGGCACCCAAUGACUCCAAAUCUUGGUCAGGGUGCUUGCUGUGCCUUGGAAGAUUCGGUUGUUCUUGCCAAUAAACUUGCCGGUGCAAUCAAGGGAGGGAGUGAAUCAGUUGAAGAGGCAAUGGAGUCAUAUGGGAGCGAGAGAUGGUCUCGGGCGUUCCCGUUGACGGUACGCGCAAAUCUAGUUGGAGCACUUCUGCAGUGGGACAAUCCUCUUGUGUGUUCCGUUAGGGACAAUGUUGUUAUACCAAAGUUAGUGAGGCUUGGACCAAUGCUGGAACACACAAACUUUGAGUGUGAGCCACUCUUUGGUUCUUCAGAAACCUGAACUCCUUAGGCAUUGAUGUGUCUGUAUAGUGUGUACUGAGAUCAUAAUUAUUUUACUGUGAAGUCAACUUUUAGUUUUAA